Molecule: messenger RNA, 1297 nt
Organism: Neltuma alba
Lineage: Eukaryota; Viridiplantae; Streptophyta; Magnoliopsida; Fabales; Fabaceae
Product: protein OVEREXPRESSOR OF CATIONIC PEROXIDASE 3
Exons: 4
Coding region: 468-1088 (206 amino acids)
Biological process (GO): regulation of transcription by RNA polymerase II
Cellular component (GO): nucleus
Molecular function (GO): DNA binding; DNA-binding transcription factor activity, RNA polymerase II-specific
Source: RefSeq, a predicted model, not a curated record
CAAACUUGGAACUGGAAAACGAUUCGAAGGGGGUCCUCUCUGGGAGGUAAGCCCGAAGAAACGAUGGCUUUUGCGUUUUCUUCGCCAGUGUGCACAAAGUCCAUGGCCGUUCAUUGUUUCCCAUCCGCUCGAAGUGAACGUUUCAUUGUAGGUAGUCUGUCUUUGUUACAUAGGCCUUUAUCCUUCCCCGUCCUCGUGUACCCCCGCGGUCGAGACCUCAGCUCUGCUAUUGUGGCUGCAUCUUCUUCUCGCAAAAAGAAAAAGAAGCAGAAUUUGUCUCAAAACCAUGUUAAAGUGGAGGAUGAGGAAGAGAGGACGCUUUUGAGCUUCUUUUCAAGCAGCUGGAAGAAGAUCUCAAAAUGAUGAUAUGUCCUUCAAUGAUAAUGAUGAUGAAAUAACCGAGGAAGACCUUGUCAUGUUAGAACGCGAGAGUUAGAGGAUGCGUUGGGGGCAGAUGAUGCAGAGAAAUGUUAAAUUCUGUCUUAAACGAUACAGAAACUGACGGUGAUGCUACUAAUGAAGAAAAAGAAGAAGAAGAUGAUGAUGAUUUCGAACGAGAUGGGGGGCAAGUGAACCUUCGAAGCUGGCAACUAAGGAAAUUAGCUAAAGCACUAAAAGCUGGUCGUCGCAAAACUAGUAUCAAAAGUCUGGCUGCCGAGCUUUGUCUUGAUAGGGCUAUUGUUCUUGAGUUACUUCGUGACCCUCCUCCAAAUCUUUUAAUGAUGAGUCUGUCAUUACCUGAUGAGCCGACAGCACCAACAGUAGAAUCUGAAGCUAAACCCUCAGAGACUGUUCUUGAAGAAAUACGCACAGAUCAUGAAGAUCCCGAGGCAAAGUCUAAUGUACCUGUUCAUGUUAUGCAACGUAGAUGGUCUGCUCAGAAGAGAUUGAAAAGGGUACAUGUUGACACUCUGGAAAGAAUUUACAGGAGAACAAAGCGGCCCACUAAUGCAAUGAUCAGUAGCAUCGUGCAUGUGACCAACCUUCCUCGGAGGAGAGUUGUUAAAUGGUUUGAAGAUAAACGUGCAGAGGAUGGUGUUCCCGAAGAUCGUUUUCCAUACCGGCGCUCUGGUGCGGAAGCUCGCUGAAGCAUGUUGUUUAUGUUAUCUACAUUUUUAUCUUUAAUAUAAAAUUCAUAAAAUUUUUGGAAAGGUGCAUUUAUUAAAUUAGUUAUAUACGGCUUAAUUUGCCUUAGAAUCUAUAGAACAGUGCUCAAGUUCUGUUGAAAUAUAUGUUUUUAUGUAAUGAAAGAAUCGUAAGAGAAAUUAGAAGGGGAAUGGAUGGUUCUUGAAGUGAA